Heterotrigona itama is the source of this 1062-nucleotide messenger RNA. Lineage: Eukaryota; Metazoa; Arthropoda; Insecta; Hymenoptera; Apidae. The record is from the annotation of a GenBank genome assembly.
CCAACAAUACAGUCUAAUUCUAUUCAAUUUAUUGAGACAACAAACCAUCAAUGUAAAAUAAGUUUAGCAUAUCUUUUAGGGAGAGGCAUAUCGCGAUCGUACACCCCUGUCCCACCGUGCCUUCACCCUGACGACAUGCCGAAAAACUACACAACCACUUGCCUGUGUCUCAUGGUCAAGAAGUAUCCAAAUGGCACUCUCAGUCCGUCCAUAACAUCUCUUCAGAUUGGCGAAAUCCUACUGUUGAGCGGUGUUGCAGGUGCCUUCGUACUGGAAAACUUUGAUUGUUACCCUGUCAUUCACAUGCUUGCUGCUGGCACGGGUCUAACAGUGAUGCUUGGUAUCAUUCAACGAGCUUUGGUCAGACGCACCGUGUCAGUAUUCUCACCUCAUUUUCUAAAAUUCAAAGUCACGCAUAUUCUUUCACAACCCAAAGACACGUGGACAGGCAGACGUGGCAUGGUGUCUGUUGAAUUAUUAGAAGAAUUAGUUGGAAGAAGUAAUCCCGACGCGUGUGUUUUCACGUGUGGUCCUUCAUUAUUCAUGCAGGCUGCGAAGACGUAAGAACAAAGAGAUAAAAACUCCAGCUUUAAGUUCUAAAUUUCAGAGUUGUGAAACUCUGAGCUUUAAGCCUGAGAAUUUCAAGUUUAACUCUGUCAUAUCAGACAAAUAUAUUUCUCCGUAAUAUUAAUCUAUACGUUCGUGCAAAACAUUAUUCUACAUUUGAUAUUGAAAAAUUGGUUCACCAUUGUUUUUUUUUUUUUUUUGGACACAAUUAAUAUAAUUGUGGUGUAACUGCAGUGGUCAGUUCUGGAACAUAUGCCCGGCAUAAUGUUACAUAAUUUUUACAUAUUUCUAUGGGGAAUACAAAUUUUCAACAUCAAAAAGCUAAACAUAAUCCAUGCAAUAACAUCUUUACAAAUAAGCACUAUUACGUGAUGCUUUGUUAAUUAAAAGUUAUUAUUUUUAAAUCUAAUAAUAUGCCCUAAUUUUGUCAAUAGGAAUAUUAUAUUUAGAGCUAAGAUUUUUUGUACCAUUGAAUUUGGUGAGAGCACCCAACAG